CCCCACUCAUUGUAGUUCUUGACUGGGCAAGAUUUUCAGAUCAUUCCCAUAUAUUAACACUCUUUCCUUCUUUUGAUCUUCUAUAACGAUCUUCAGGCUCUAACACUUUGAGACUGCUGAUACAAACGCAAUGGAGGUAACAGACAAGCUGGGCGACAAGGUCAAAAUCGACUCCGCACUUGACCAAAAGGACUCAUAUCCUGAAGCAACUGGUCUCAACCUCUCAGAUGCCGUUGUAACUCGCAUAACAAAGGUUUCGAGCACCCUAUCUGUCUUAGUUGCAGGUAUUGCUCUCUUCAGUGAUGGUUACAAUGCUCAGAUUAUUGGAUACAUGGAGCCACUAUUCUCAGAUCUCUACCCUAAUGGUAUCUCUAAAAUCAUCAAGACUCGUCUUUCCAACUCAUACCUCAUUGGUGAAAUCUUCGGCAUGCUCUUCUUUGGUGUCACCAUUGAUCGAUUCGGACGACGAACUGGCAUUGUUUUCGCAACAAUCUUUCUCAUCUUGGGCAUCGUGCUUGCAACAGCCUCCCAUGGCGAAAGUCAACUUGGCCUUUUCUGGAUGAUGAUUGUCGCUCGAGGUAUUGCUGGCUUUGGCGCAGGUGGAGAGUAUCCUGUUUGUGGAACGAGCAUUCUCGUUGCCAUGUCCACCGAUUUUGCUAUCGAUCUUGGAUUUGUGGUUGCUGGAGUCGUCGCACUCAUCGUCUUGGCCUGUUAUCACAAUCGAUCGACGGAAGGGGUCUGGAGAAUCUGUUUUGGCUUGGGCAUUGUGUUGCCACUUUCUGUUUUCUUCUUUCGAAUUCGAAUGGUCAAUUCUACUCAGUAUCGAAAGCACGCUAUCAAGAAUAAUGUGCCUUACAUUCACGCUCUUAGACUGUACUGGAAGCCAAUGCUAGGCACGGCUCUUGCAUGGUUUAGUUAUGAUUUUGUCACAUAUCCUUUCGGUAUUUUCUCCUCAACCAUCAUCGGUCAACUCAACCCGAACAACACUCUGAUCCAAAACAUUGGCUAUGGAACCGUGGUGAACUGCUUUUAUCUUCCUGGAUGUAUUGUUGGAGGACUACUUAUGGACCGCUUUGGCAGAAAGCAAACUAUGACCCUUGGUUUCUUCCUCUGGGCUCUCGUUGGAUUCAUCCUCGGUGGUGCUAUUGGACCCAUUCAGACCGUGUUUCCACUUUUCGUCGUCAUGUAUGGGAUCUUUAAUUCGCUGGGUGAGAUGGGACCAGGCGUGGCAACGUUCCUCUGCGCAGCAGAAUCAUUCCCGACUCCUCUUAGAGGGCAUUACAUGGGCUUUGCAGCUGCCGUUGGAAAAGCUGGGGCCGCAAUUGGAACGCAAGUCUUUACUCCCAUCCAGGACUCCUUUUCGGAUGAGAUAAAAGGUCAGCAGGCAGUCUUCCUCAUUGGAUCUGGAUUCGCGGUCGUUGGUGGCUUGAUUGCGUGGUUUCUGAUUCCAGAUAAGGAGAAAGAUCUGGAAAGCGAGGAUGUUAGGUUCAAGGCAUAUCUCGAGGAACAUGGAUUUGAUACCAGCUGUUAUGGAGAAAGUCUGGCAGAACAGGCCAAGAGUACAGCAUUCAAGGUUGAGGGGUAA
Messenger RNA from Mollisia scopiformis, 1585 nucleotides. Its product is annotated as MFS general substrate transporter. Gene Ontology annotation, cellular component: plasma membrane. The record is from RefSeq and is a predicted model, not a curated record. Gene Ontology annotation, biological process: transmembrane transport; carboxylic acid transport. Gene Ontology annotation, molecular function: carboxylic acid transmembrane transporter activity. The transcript has 6 exons. NCBI's taxonomy places the organism in Eukaryota, Fungi, Ascomycota, Leotiomycetes, Helotiales, Mollisiaceae. Bases 131 to 1585 code for a protein of 484 amino acids.